CUGCAGCACACUACACUCUGCCAUCAUGUUUCUUUACCAAAUACUCAACUUGUUCUUUGUAGCUUUGAAAAAAGAGGACGACUCCAAAUAUGAUCUGUCCCUCUACAAGCGUGGUGAUUUAUUAGAAGUCCCCAGGACCUUGUUCACACAUUUUGGUAUCUACUUGGGAGACAAUCGUGUGGCUCAUCUCAUCCCGGACAUCCUUCCUGUGAUUACUAAGAAUAAAUCUAAAAUUGCCAAGAUGGUAACAAAUAACCGCCUGCUGCUGGGGGUUAUCACCAAGGUUGCCAGCGUCAGAGUGGACUCUUUGGCAGAUUUUGCGUAUGGCUCAGAGAUUCUGAUCAACCACAUGGACAAGGUGUGCAGCCAGCCUCCUUUGGACGGGGACGAGGUGGCCAGACGGGCUGAGAAACUCUUGGGCUCUGUCACCUACAGCUUACUGUGGUACAACUGUGAACACUAUGUCAUGUACUGCAGAUAUGGAAUGGCCAUCAGCUACCAGACGUACCAGUUCUGCACAACUGUACGGAAGAUUGUUUUCAGCAGGAUGAAUGCCUAUUUGACUGCACUGUGUGGUGUAGGAACCAUGCUGUAUCUGGGCUGUGUGACAUCCCUGACAGUUUUACUGACCGUGCUCAUCUCAUUCACCAUCUGGAUGGCAGCCUAAUGGACUCUGUUAAGACGGCUCAUGAGAAAGACCAAUUUAACCCUGGUGGACGCUGAAUCGAAGUCUUGUGGUUUAGCUGUGUGGCUGAAGGCAUUGUCAAACAAAGGUGUUCACUUUAAUAAAAAUGUCAAUAUUUUACGUUUUAUCUUCUUUAAGCAAUAGCAGCUUUAAAAAAAAUGAAUUAACUUCUGUUCUAUUUGCCUUGAUAGUUUGCGGCCGUGAUGCUUCUGAUCUUUUUUUCCUCAUUUACCAGUAGCAUAGAUUUUAAAUGGACUUUGACUGAGCACAGUGGAAAACUCCAGAAGACUGAGAUAAAGCUCAACAGAGAUACUGUAUCUGGAAAGGAGACUCUGCCCUGUGUAUAAAUGUGAUGGUGUGUGUGUAGACUGGUGUUGUCGUGAAUGCUUUCCAUGUUGUCAGUUUCCUACACUUAUAACAUGUUCUAGCUAAAAGGUUGGCUUGGACAAAAUGCAGUAAGUUUCUUCUUCAUGGAAUACAGUAUCAUUUUGAUCAGUUCUAAUUACAAUGGUCAUACGUGUUUGUCAGUCCAUUAAACGUGUAUUUCUACCUGC
Messenger RNA from Etheostoma spectabile (orangethroat darter), 1239 nucleotides. RefSeq names its product lecithin retinol acyltransferase. Gene Ontology annotation, biological process: vitamin A metabolic process; retinol metabolic process. Lineage: Eukaryota; Metazoa; Chordata; Actinopteri; Perciformes; Percidae. The coding region runs from base 26 to 667 and encodes 213 amino acids. Gene Ontology annotation, molecular function: phosphatidylcholine-retinol O-acyltransferase activity. Gene Ontology annotation, cellular component: rough endoplasmic reticulum. The record is from RefSeq and is a predicted model, not a curated record. The transcript has 2 exons.